Messenger RNA from Hibiscus syriacus, 1379 nucleotides. Its product is annotated as probable protein phosphatase 2C 73. The transcript has 6 exons. The record is from RefSeq and is a predicted model, not a curated record. Gene Ontology annotation, molecular function: protein serine/threonine phosphatase activity. The coding region runs from base 197 to 1294 and encodes 365 amino acids. Gene Ontology annotation, biological process: protein dephosphorylation. NCBI's taxonomy places the organism in Eukaryota, Viridiplantae, Streptophyta, Magnoliopsida, Malvales, Malvaceae.
UCCAUCUUUUCUCUCUCGAUUUGUAAGCAUUUCUUACGAGGAUCACGUCAUCAUAUUCCGACAACUUGCAACAGCUUCCCGACAAACCAUUCACUCUUAAGGGCAGCUUUGGAUCUACACAGAAGGGAACAAAGCAAUAACUUUUGUUUUUCGAGAGUGGGUUUUGAAUUCUAGAGGCAAUGAGGCAUUUUUCCUCAUGUUCAAUGAAUUAGCGAAAUCUUUUCCGAUGCGAAGAGGGAGGAAUCCAGGCAAUGGCGAUGACGGAGGACAAGCUGUCGAGACGACGGUGAAGGAUGCAAAGAAGAAUGAUAUGAUUCUAAAGUCUUCUGGUUUUGUAAAAGCUGAAGGUUCUUACAAUUUGGCCUCGGUUUUCUCCAAGAGAGGCAGAAAAGGAGUGAACCAGGAUUGUGCUAUUGUAUGGGAGGAAUUUGGAUGUCAACCAGACAUGUUGUUUUGUGGGGUAUUUGAUGGCCAUGGUCCAUGGGGUCAUUUCGUUGCGAAAAAGGUUCGAGAGUCGAUGCCUUCGUCCUUGCUCCGCAAUUGGCAAGACACUCUAGCUGGGGUGUCACUUGAUCCGGAUAUGGAUUUGGAAUCCAAUAAAAAGCAUCAGAGAUUUCACAUAUGGAAGCAUUCUUAUCUAAAGACUUGUGCUGCUGUCGAUCAUGAGCUCGAGCAAUGUCGGAAGAUCGAUUCCUUCCACAGUGGAACAACUGCCUUGACAAUUGUCAGACAGGGGGACAUCAUAUAUGUAGCCAACAUUGGCGAUUCUCGGGCUGUUUUGGCUACAAAUUCAGAUGAUGGAACCUUGGUUCCCGUUCAGCUCACCAUUGAUUUCAAGGCCAAUUUACCCCUGGAGGCUGAGCGGAUAAUUCAGUGCAAAGGUCGCGUUUUCUGCUUGGACGAUGAGCCAGGGGUGCAUAGAGUUUGGCUGCCUAACAAGGAGUCACCGGGACUGGCAAUGUCUAGAGCUUUUGGUGAUUACUGCAUUAAGGAUUACGGUCUCAUUUCCGUUCCCGAAGUCACACAGAGACACAUAACCAACAAAGACCAGUUCGUCAUGCUCGCCACCGAUGGGGUAUGGGAUGUAGUUUCGAACGAGCAAGCAGUUCAGGUAGUAUCUUCAACACAGGAUAAGGCAAAUGCGGCAAAGCGGCUGGUCGAGUUUUCGGCUCGAGCUUGGAAGAAGAAGAGGAAAGGGAUUGCAAUGGAUGAUAUUUCAGCCAUAUGCCUAUUCUUCCAUUCAUGCAGCUUAUCUCAACAUGAAGUUAAUCUUGUUACAACUUUGAAAUCGUAGUUAAAUGAGCCAAGGUGAAUGCUUUUAAAGUUAUUCCAACAUAUUAUAUUUCUUAGUUGAUGAAAAAGUAUUCAUUUCAUGGCUA